ACAUCACAUCGACUUGUGAAGAUGGAAGUAGGGAGCCGCGUGCUUGUCGUUGGCGGAAAGAAUGGGACGGUCCGUUUCCUGGGAACAACAGACUUUGCGCAAGGAGAAUGGGUCGGCGUGGAGCUGGAUGUCCCUGAGGGGAAGAACGACGGCGAGAUCAACGGCGUGCGGUACUUUACGUGCGAGCCGCUGUACGGGUUGUUUGCCAAGAAAUCGCAAGUUCGUUUAGCCCGGGUGAGUCUAGGGUAUGGAGCUGCGAACCCCGUGGCCGCCCCCUCGUCGUCGACGAGUCGGUUGCAGCAGAUGCGCGAAAAACGCACAUCGUCCACGUCCAACUUGCUCCCUCCGUCCUCCGCAGUUCCCGUGGGGGGUAAGAAAACCAUUCCAAAAGUCGCCUUAAGUCCCAAACUUGUCUCAACUUCGACGCCACACAAGGCGGCGGCCUCUCGAUCAACUUCGGUGUCAUCACCAAAACCAUCUUCGGCAUCGACUUCCCCCGCCGUCGCCACGGGUACCAAUGAAAUGGACGCGAUCUCGAUGGAACUGCAAGACGCGACUGCCAAACUCGAAGCGUUGCAAGCUGAACUCGUGGCCAAGAACAUUCGCAUCACCGAGUUGGAAGCCAAAGUCACGGACGUCACGUCUGCACUCGCCGCCGCCGCGCCGAGUCCGGCGCCACCAUCGAUCAACGACGACAACUCUACCGUUCCUCCAUCCGUGCCCGUCCAUGAAGCCGACCUCCCAUCAUCCCCACGGAUCAACUACGAGGAAAAGCUCCGUUCUCUGCGGGACGAAGGCAUUGCGUUGGCCGCCAAGAUGCGACGAGACAUGGACAUUUCGAUGACCAAGAUGGAAAAAGAGUGGGAAGACAAGGAAGCGCAUUACGUUGCUGCCGUGGAAUCCGCCGAGGCGCGGUUGGCGGCGCUCGACACGGAAGUGCUGGGUCUUCGCACAAGAAACGCCGCGCUCGUUGCUGCAGAACUUGCUCGGGCAGACGACGUGGUCCAGUGGACAAAGAAGCUCGGGAGUGCCCGUCGCAAGGUGGAAACCCAGGCAGCGACGAUCGCGGAUCUGCAGGACAUGGUCGAGUUGCUCACGUUGGACAAGGAAACGCUGGCCAUGGACAAGGAAAUUGCGGACGAACGCAUCGACGAACUCGAGGCGCAGAUAGCAACGGCCGCGCUGAUGGUCCACCAAGGCUCGAGUGCAUUAUACCAUCCGUCAACCGACAACAGUAGUAGCUCUGCCGCGACGGCCAUCCACGAUGAAAACGCCAAGUUGCGCCAAGCGUUGCUCGGGAUGCACGAACGCCACGCGCUGGAAACAGCAACUCUGACCAAACAAGUCAAAGAAGCUGCGAAAGUUGCGCUCGAACUUGAGCAACACCGCGAUGAAAUCGAGCGCGUCACCGCCAAACUAAACCAAUCUAAUGCCGCCAUGGAAGAGCUCAAGGAGAUGCUGGACGCCGCCGGCGCGUACGAGUCGAUGGUGGAAACCCUCACGGAGACCAACUUGAUGCUGGGGGACAAAGUGGCGGAUCUGACCAUGUCGGUGGCAUCCCUCGAGUCUCUCAAGGACAUGAGCGACGAGAUGGAGCAUCAGCAUGACAUGUACGCCAAGGCGCUGCAAGACGAGCUCGGCGCCGCCAACCAAAAGAUAGCCGAGCUCAUGGCGGCGGCGGCUGCCGCCGCCACCGCCAUCCAAGACAAGGAUCGGACGAUCUCUAGGUUCCGCGACGUGGUCGGCCGCCAUCGCGACGAAGUGGCGGCACUUCGUGAGAAACUUCGCGUCGAAGCAGGCGAACUCGAAAGCAUGAAGGACACGACGCAGAGUGUCAUGUGUCAGUCGCUGCAGUUGCGCCAGGCGUUGCUGGCGGCACAAGCGAGUAACUUGGCCGCGCGGCGCCAGAAACUGUCGACGACGGAAAUGGCCGUCGAGUACAAGUGGUGGCAGUCCAUCGUACCAGCUACGGCCGUGCUGCAAGAGUCGGACCACCGUCAGUUACUCGUGCGCAAGAUGGCGUUGCGCGUCACCGCCAAGAGUCGCUGGUUGCUCCAAGUGUUGGUCCCGGCCGUUCUAGAGCCCCCAACAAGACCGACAUCGUCAUUCUCGCCUACCACCAGUAUAACCGACGACGACAACGAACCAAGUUCGACAUCAACGCCAGUGGACGACCUCCAUCAUCAAGCGGCGGUGGCGCUGGCUCUUUGGCAGUUCCGCCAAGGCGUAUGCCACGUCAUGACUCAGCUGCAUGGCACAACCGUGGACACCAAGUGGCAAGAGUUGCUUGCGUUGCUCGACAACUCAUGGACACAAGUAGACUCGUUGCUGGAUGCGGCUCUGGACGAAUGGAGUGCCGGCGGCGGCGCGGGCACCGACUUGCAGCCAGGCGUCGGCGCGCGGCUAGUCCAUGCUGUGAAGGAUUGGUUGCGUCUGAUUGGUCCGAAACUCGAGCCAUUACCUACCCCGACAAUCGGCAGUGUCAAGUUGGUCGUGCUAUCACAGGCGUUUCAGCUCGCAUUGCAGAGCAAGUCACUAGGGGAUGCCGAAUUGGCGUUGGCCACGUGGCAAUUGUAUGCUCGCGUCGCGGCCGAGUUGGUCGACGACGAAUCAACGACAGACAGCAACGACGACGUACCCGCUGCUGGUACCCACGCACAGAUUCUAGACCAGCUCAACGUUCUCGUGGCGUACUCCAAGUCGGUGACGUCCAUCGCUCCGUUCACUGAACGGGUUAAAGCGUGGACAAAACUCGUGGCCAAGGGAGCCCUCGUGGAUGCCGUGACUCCAGAAUCAGCUGAAGACAAGCAAGUGGUGGUGCCACUGCACGAACUGCGCGCCGAGCUGAUCCGGACAGACCUCGCGCACGCGGCGUCGUUGCUGACGGCGGUCGAAGAAACCACGGAACUGUGUCACACACUCCAAGCGCGGCUCAAAGAAGCGGAAAAGUCGGACGGCCACGCCCGCAUGCUGAUUGCCAAACACGAGACGGAGAUUGCUCGUUUAGAGGCGGACCGUGUCGCACAGGUGGGCAUGGUCGGGAAGCUAUCGGAGCAGCUUGAGACGGAACGGCGGCAAUGCGAUGCCCUGCUCACGGAGCAGCACAAGGACCGGGCGGCGCUCGAAGCCACCAACCGCACGCUGCGAAAGUCCCUGCGUCGGGCCAGUGAGUUGCAUGUGAAAGCAGCCGACGGGGCCAGCAACGGAGGCCAACAGUCGUUUAUGAGUGCCGGUGGAGCAGCCAAGGCGUUGCUGGUACUGCAAGAGCAACUGCUCGCGGUUCGGACAGAGUUGGCACUGGCCCGCCUGCCGCUGUCUCCAAGUCCGAAACCACCUCGUUCUACAAGUAGUAGUGGCUUAGCUAGUGUCUCGCGUGACGUGGCCGCGCUGACGUCCAAGAUCCUGACCCGUAGCGCCAUGCCAGAGUUGGUUGAUCUGACCAAAACCCACGUUCAAAACGAUGUGCAUGUGUUCCAGUUGCUGCAGGAAUGCGAUGUCGUCAAGGCUACAGUGUCGCAGGCAUUGGACGGCGCCCGGGCAGCGGCGGUGGCGGCGGGCGAAGUGUGGUUCACAGGGCGAAGCUGCGCCCCGCUAGAGCUUGGAAGGACCUGUCCGCCCAAGAAACCCGUGGGCCGCCUCAUCUUUCCUGGUCCAUCAAGCAACGACGACGACGGAACGAAGAAGAAGAAGCGGGUGCUGUCGGUGGUGCUGAAUUCCACAGACAUGCACGUGCUCUCGAAAGCUAUCAGUUUGGCAUAACUGACUGAUUCAUGUGUUUUUGGUUGUUAAGCUAUGAAU
Aphanomyces astaci is the source of this 3798-nucleotide messenger RNA. RefSeq lists its product as hypothetical. The record is from RefSeq and is a predicted model, not a curated record. NCBI's taxonomy places the organism in Eukaryota, Oomycota, Saprolegniomycetes, Saprolegniales, Verrucalvaceae. The transcript has a single exon. The coding region runs from base 22 to 3759 and encodes 1245 amino acids.